AAAAAAGAAGAUGAAAAAAUAGAAAAAAAAAAACUAAAUUUGAAAAAAAAGACAAAAGAGAAGGAAGAAAGUCUGGGAGGGGAGUCCCAGAAUAUUGUUUUUUCUCCGGUGACAGUGUCGGUUCUCUGACGCUCUCUUUGUUCAAUCUUUCUUCGUUCUUUCCCUGAAUGCCUUCACCUGUAUUCAGGAAACUUGCGGUGAUUUACAAUUUAAGGAGCGAGAGAUUAUAAGGUGCUAUGGAUAUUAUUCAAAACCAUUCUAAGAAAUGAACAUUUCAAAUGAUUGAAGAGUGCUACAAUUAAUCUGAGAAACACUGGCAUGAACUGUAUGGCCUUGGCUCUCGAUCCACUAACCGACCGGUUCACACAUUAUAACCGAUCUUCACAAAGAUGCAGACUCCAAUCUCUAACCAACCUCGACUUCAACUUUCUAGACUUCAACACCAAACCAACCACUCUCACCUCCUCACACUCCUUCAACCACAGAAGCGUCUCCACUCCAUGCUUCUCCAUCUCCUCCACAAAUCAAUACGCUGCUCCAGAGAUAGAGAUCCUCUGUGGUGGUCGAAGAGUCUCCACCAUACGUGCCCUUGUAGCUGAAGUAACCAUAGCUUUGGUCUCAGGAGCUCAUCCUCUGCUCUUACCAAGUGGCUUAGGUGGUGCUUAUCUUUUGCAAACCGGACACGGUCACAGCAUUGCUGUUGCAAAGCCUGUUGAUGAAGAGCCUUUAGCUUUCAACAACCCCAAAGGUUCUGGUGGCGGUUUAAAGCUCGGACAACCCGGUUUGAAACGGUCUAUCCGGGUGGGUGAAUCCGGUAUCCGUGAAGUGGCUGCUUACCUCUUAGACCACCAAGGCUUCUCCAGCGUCCCACCAACCGCAUUGGUCAGAAUCUCACACGUUCCCUUCCAUAGAAAUGAUGAUGGUGAAGCUGUAGCCUCUUUGCAACGGUAUGUAGGUCAUGAUUUUGAUGCAGGAGAGCUUGGACCAGGGAGCUUCGCCGUUGGUUCGGUCCAUAGGAUUGGGAUACUUGAUGUGAGAGUCUUGAACCUAGACAGACAUGCUGGUAACAUGUUGGUGAAGAAGAUACACGACCAAGAUGAUGAGAGUUGUUGUUAUAAUGGAGUUGGAGCUGCUGAGCUUGUGCCUAUAGACCAUGGUCUUUGCCUACCUGAAUGUCUUGAUGAUCCUUACUUCGAAUGGCUUAACUGGCCUCAAGCUUCUGUUCCGUUCACUGAUGCUGAGCUUCAGUAUAUAUCGAAUCUUGAUCCUAUCAAAGACGCAGAGCUUUUGAGAACCGAGCUAGGGUCUAUACAAGAAGCUUCUAUAAGAGUCCUCGUUGUUUGUACUAUGUUCUUGAAACAAGCAGCUGCUUCAGGGCUGUGUCUUGCAGAGAUAGGUGAGAAGAUGACUAGAGACAUCUGCAGAGGUGAAGAGAGUUCUAGUCUGUUGGAGAUUCUCUGCACUAAGGCAAAAGCAAGUGUGGUUGGUGGAAGUUAUCAAGGAGAAGAAGAAGAUGGUGAUGAUGAUUAUAGUAGUGAAUGGGAUGAAGUAGAGGCUGAGUUAGAGUGUUGUAUUUUCAACUUUGAUGAAGAAUUUGAAGAGCUUACAGAAGAGAUGAGUCAGGUGUCUAAACCUCCUUUGUUUCCAAGGGCUCCAUCUUUCUCAGCCAAUCUAUCUGCUCUCAUGAUGUGUUCUUGGAUUGGGACUCAUGAUAGGAGCCUAGUGAGGAGCAAGAGCCACCCGGUUUGUGUGAAUCAUGAUGACACUGAAGGUGUUUAUUUUGGAGACAUGAGUGAAGAUGAGUGGGAGAUGUUCCUGCAGAUGUUCCAGAUGCUUUUGCCAGAAGCGCUUGAAGGGUCAACAAGUAAGGGACCAAAGCCAAGAUUUGGUUCUUCCUGCAAAUUCUAAGGAAGCAGUUAUCAAAGAAAGUAUACGGUGAAAAGAACAAACCAAAACAGAGAUGAGGUUAAGAUUCAUGUGUUUAUACUAUUGACUUUAAGAGUGUAGGCUUAAAACUAUUGACUUGAUACCAUUAGAAGGCAAAUGGAAGAUGAGACGAGCAAACUCGAAGGCCGUCCUAUCCAAACUAUUUCUUUUCUUCUUCUUUCUUGAUGUUGAUGAAAUAUUAAUUAGAUAUCUACAAGAAAAUGAUUAAUGUAACUGAUACAUAUAUAUGCACUUGUGUAACUAAAUUUCUAUGGUUAUUGUGUUUUGCCCAACG
This is a messenger RNA of Brassica napus (rape), 2221 nucleotides long. Its product is annotated as phosphatidylinositol 4-kinase gamma 8-like. NCBI's taxonomy places the organism in Eukaryota, Viridiplantae, Streptophyta, Magnoliopsida, Brassicales, Brassicaceae. The record is from RefSeq and is a predicted model, not a curated record. The coding region runs from base 319 to 1908 and encodes 529 amino acids. The transcript has 3 exons.